AUAAUCAUUAUUCGCACGCGGCUCCUCUUGGUUUGUCGAUCUCGUUAUUGUUAGAGCAACGUGAUUCUGAAUAUUGACGAAUUUUACUGCACUGGAAUAAUAACAAUUUUCUCAAAAUGUCGACGAUGGCGAGUCCUUUAGCCGUUGGAGGCAUACGACAGUCGGGAGCACCGGUGCGAACACAAAAUGUCAUGGCUGCCUGUGCUAUCGCUAAUGUAGUUAAAAGUUCUUUGGGUCCGGUUGGUUUGGAUAAGAUGCUGGUUGAUGAUAUUGGUGAUGUCACUGUCACCAAUGAUGGUGCAACCAUCUUGCGUUUGUUAGAGGUUGAACACCCAGCUGCGCGGGUUUUAGUUGAGUUAGCUCAGUUACAAGAUGAAGAGGUUGGAGAUGGUACUACUUCAGUUGUAAUAAUAGCAGCUGAGCUUCUGAAAAAUGCAGACGAACUUGUGAAGCAAAAAAUUCAUCCAACAUCUGUGAUUAGUGGCUACAGGCUUGCCUGCAAAGAAGCAUGCAAAUACAUUCAGGAACACUUAACGGUUAGUGUGGAUGAACUUGGAAGGGAUUGUUUAGUCAACGUCGCAAAAACAUCUAUGUCAAGCAAAAUAAUUGGAGCUGAUGCCAAUUUCUUCGGCAACAUGGUAGUUGACGCUGCUAAUGCGGUAAAGAUUAACGAUGGCAAAGGAGGCUUUUUAUACCCCAUUAAGGCAGUGAAUGUUUUGAAGGCUCAUGGAAAGAGCGUUCGAGAGUCAGUUUUGGUUCAAGGAUAUGCCCUAAAUUGCACUGUUGCUUCCCAGGCGAUGCCGAAGAGAAUAGCAAAUGCAAAGAUCGCCUGUUUAGACUUCUCGUUGCAAAAGGCAAAGAUGAAGUUGGGUGUUGAAGUACUUAUUACAGAUCCCGAAAAACUCGAAGCAGUUCGCCAACGCGAAGCAGAUAUUACUAAGGAACGCAUUCAGAAAAUUCUCGCUGCUGGAACUAAUGUCGUUCUUUUAUCUGGCGGCAUUGACGAUUUAUGCUUAAAGUAUUUUGUGGAAAAUAAAACGAUGGCAGUGCGUAGAUGCAAGAAAGUUGAUCUGAAAAGAAUUGCGAAAGCUACAGGCGCCCAUUUCUUAACUUCACUUACCAAUAUGGAAGGAGAGGAGAGUUUCGAUGCCAGUUUCUUAGGAGAGGCCGCUGAAGUAGUGCAAGAGAUGAUAUGUGACGACGAACUUAUUCUCAUCAAAGGGCCGAAGGCACGUACAGCAAGUUCUAUUAUUUUACGUGGACCAAAUGAUUAUUAUUGUGACGAAAUGGAACGUUCCAUACAUGAUGCGUUAUGCGUUGUCAAAAGAGUUUUGGAAAGCAAAAGUGUCGUCGCAGGAGGAGGUUGCGUGGAGGCUGCACUCUCCAUUUACUUGGAAAACUUUGCGACAUCACUGAGUUCUCGGGAACAAUUGGCUAUAGCAGAAUUCGCACGAUCUUUACUAAUUAUACCGAAAACGUUAGCUGUGAACGCUGCACAAGAUGCAACUGAUCUCGUUGCUAAGCUCCGAGCCUAUCAUAAUUCCAGUAUAACAAAACCAGAUCUUGUCGAUCUGAAAUGGGUGGGUCUCGAUUUACUCGUAGGAAAUAUAAGAGAUAACAAAAAAGCUGGCGUGUUGGAACCAGCCAUUUCGAAAAUUAAAUCUUUGAAGUUUGCCACCGAAGCAGCUAUAACUAUUCUUCGAAUUGAUGAUAUGAUCAAACUGGAUCCCGAACGUCCGAAAAAUAAAUCCUAUCAAGACGCCAUGGAAGCGGGCGAAUUGGAGGAAUAAUAUUAAAGUGCAUUUAUCUUACAUUAGAAAUAGUAAAUUAUAAAUAUUUGUAGCAAUAAUUAUAGUAUUGCAACCUGCAUUCCCUUAUUUUUACAUCCGCGUUAUCUAUUAUAUUAGAUACGAUACGUUAAAAACGUAGAAAAAAGUAGAUGUAAAAGAUUUAUAGACCUUUUAUAUUUUUCUUGUAUGAACGUAUGAUAUUUAAUAAAUUACGGGUAUAAUACGAGAUGAAAAAAGAAUGCAGAUUAUAAUUUAAAUAUUGUUACAAAUAUUGUAACUUACUAUUCGCACAUUACAUGUAUUACACAUUUUAAUUCUGUGUGUUAUUAAAAUGCUACCACUUAAAAAUUUAAAAUAAAUCAUUUUCAUAAAAUAAUGCCGUACUCAUUUAAUUGUAUUAACACAAAUCGUAAAAGAAUAUUAAAUAGAAAUCAAGGAAA
Molecule: messenger RNA, 2230 nt
Organism: Linepithema humile (Argentine ant)
Lineage: Eukaryota; Metazoa; Arthropoda; Insecta; Hymenoptera; Formicidae
Gene: CCT1
Product: chaperonin containing TCP1 subunit 1
Biological process (GO): protein folding
Cellular component (GO): chaperonin-containing T-complex
Molecular function (GO): ATP-dependent protein folding chaperone; ATP hydrolysis activity; ATP binding
Source: RefSeq, a predicted model, not a curated record